Messenger RNA from Mercenaria mercenaria, 1003 nucleotides. Its product is annotated as agrin-like. The transcript is spliced from 6 exons. NCBI's taxonomy places the organism in Eukaryota, Metazoa, Mollusca, Bivalvia, Venerida, Veneridae. The record is from RefSeq and is a predicted model, not a curated record. Gene Ontology annotation, molecular function: protein binding. The coding region runs from base 114 to 971 and encodes 285 amino acids.
ACAUUUAGAACAUUCUGCAGCCAAAGUCACGAACGUUAAGAUAAGCUUUAAGAAUAUUCAGGUUAUAAGUCUACAUUGUGCUUUUGAUAUCAGUUGAGUUAAGAGAAAGCAAGAUGAAAGUUAUCACCGUCUUUCUUACACUAACAGGAUUGCUGUGUGGUGUAAACGGGUAUUGUGGAAGUUGCGAUGACCAGUCUGGCGUGAAGGAUCCCAUGUGUGGCUAUGAUGGAGUCCGAUAUCAGACAUUCCAAAACCCCUGUUACCUUAAGAUGGCAAUAUGCAAAUAUACAGAAGCCGGGGAAAAAUUGACGCUUGCUUACAGAGGAGAAUGCAAGACAAGCGCGUCCUUGACAAAUGUCAAACCAGCCAGUCAGCUUGGAACCAGUGGAGCAACUUACCUUAGAGACAAAUGCAGCUCGCCCUGUCAGUCUACUGGGGAAUUACUUAUCUGCGGAACAGACGGAAUCACUUAUCAGAACAAAUGCGAUUUCGCACAAGCGCAAUGUAAAUAUCAAGCUAACAACAAACAGCUCGAUGUCGACUAUUUGGGCGCAUGUCGAACUACCGAUGUCAAACCGGCCACACAGCUUGGGACUGGUGGUUCAACUUCCUUGAUAAGUGACAAGUGCAACAUGAACUGUGACUCGACUGAGAGAUAUCCAAUAUGUGGCACAGACAGAACAACAUAUCAGAACAAGUGUUUCUUCUACCAAGCUAUGUGUGUGAAGCAAGCCUCUGGAGAAAGACUUGAUUUUGCACAUGAAGGAGCUUGUAUAACAGAUAGCAGUUUGACGGGUGCAGUACUUACUUCAAAAGCUUGCUCCGUUACACGUUGUGAUAGCUCCGCUCAGAGAGUAUGUGGUUCAGAUGGAAAUGUUUAUGAUAGUGAAUGUGGGUUCUUGAAAGCACAGUGCGCCAAUCCACGGUUGACGAGAGUGCGUUGUGCAACUCUUACUGCUGCUCUGGGUUAAACAAUGAUUUACAAUAAAGUAUUGCAACACUU